UAGGUUGCAAAUGUUUCCACUCCAGGAAUGGAGAGAAUUUGGCCAUGAGAUCCCCUUCCUGUUCCCAGUGGCAGAAAGCUAACAGCCAGGUCAUGGCCCUUCCUAAUGCCAGAGACUUGAGAAUUGGCUCAAAAAUACUCACUUGCUACCAUGAUACCCAGUGAUUAAAUGGGAUCUCCCUAAACUAACAGGGCAUUAGCCAGUUCCCUUUCCCCAGCUUUCAAAUGGACACAGUACUAUCGAACUGGAACACACUUUCUUGAGAGUAGGCCGCCUAGACUACAGUGGAACAUGCAUAGCUUUUUUCCCCUUGCAGCUUGCUAUUCUCCUCCCACUUGUUUUGGCUAUCUAGGAUUGACACACCUCCAUUUAAGAGAGUGAAAUGAAGGCACUGCAUAAAAAUGCAGUGCUUUUAGAAUUGAAGCCCAGUGCUGGAGAAAAGACCAUGCAAUAAUAGCCUCUGGGAAUGUGACACGCCUCCCUUUUUUGGGCUGCACCUCACCCUCCUCUGGUGUGGCUGUGAUAGUAUUCAAGCUGAGGCAGCCUUCAGAGGUAAACACAAUCUGGUACAGAGAUGCCCUCACUUAGAGCGCAGGACAUCAUGAAGUUGCCCCAUGAGCAUCUCUGUCCUGCACAUCCUGGGGGAACAGAAUGCAGUUCUAGAAUCCUACCUGUUUCGAAAGGACAGGACUCUUCCUGCUCAGAUGUACACUCAAUAGUUGGGCUCUGUGGUCAACAUCUGGACAAGCAACGUUCAAGUUUAGCUAAUACUUGGGUUUGUAGUCAUCUAGGGCAAAGUUCUUCCAGCUGUGAUUUCCUAAAUAAACGCUCUGCAAAAGAAAAAGGGGCCUGCAGUUUGGGAAGCAGGUUUUGGUUGUCCCCGUCUACGGGACGUCCACAUUGUCCUGCCUAGUGUGGCAAAGCCGUUUAAAGACUGAAAGAAUUCAUGGGGACACAAAGUCAAUGUGGUGCAGCACUUGGAGUGUUUGACUAGAACCUGAGAGAACAGGGGUGGUUGGUAGUCAACUAAGUUUUACUCAGGGUAGACCCAAAGAAAUUAACGAACCCCACAAAGUUGGGUCUAUUAAUUUCAAUAGGUCUAUACUGAGCAGAAAUUGAAUAUCACUAGCAACUGGUAUUUGACAGUGGAGGUUAGAGCAAGGCCAUUCUGCCUAGUAGUUGCUGAUAGCUACUGGGAUAUUUUUUGCUGUUUUCAGGUUAAGCCCUGCUAAGGCAUCUAACACACACCAACGUCCCCCAAACCUACCACAACAUGGAACCACAAUCUGUACUAAAACAUCUGAGCAAUACUCUGACUGUGGUUCCUCUUCUUUCUGUGUCCCUUUUAUAAUUUGCAAAUAACACUUACAUUUUUGUGCCCCAGCUCUGAUUUCACUUGCUUUCCUUUGUCGUCUUGUUUUCCUGAGUGCUCCGGAAGAUCAUAUCCAACUAGGCUGCUGCAUCUCUGCCCCUCUCCCUAUGCAUGUCCAUAUGCCCCAAAUAUUGCCUCCCAUUUCUGUUUACCAGGAGCUACUCCUCUGAAGAAGAGACUUACACCACCUCAAAUCCUCUGUUGUCAGCAUAGUCUUUGGGGGGAAAUUCCAGCCUGCCUUUGCCUGUUACUCCUGCACAUUCCCUGUCUUAACAUUCUGUUCAUUUACUAGUCCUUGAACUCCCACCUCCCAACCUCAUCUCAAACCAAUAUUUUAAGUGCAAGCUUAGCAGAGAGAAUUCUAGGCCCCGGCUGUCUCUUCCUGAAGUUCAGUGAAAUGAGGUAAUCAUUCUGAAGCGUGACAUCACAGUUGAGUUUAUUGGCACUCAAGCGGCUGAAUCCUUGCAAGUUGAUUGCAGAGUCCUGCAGAGGUUGGAUACUAAGCAAGCGGACUGCUGAGCUCUUUGCUGAAGAUGGAGGGCAAUAGGUAUGAAGAUAGCAGCACGGAGAGGCCCACAAGUUCCCUGCUGAGCACACCCCGGAGGCUCAGCGUCCACCCCUCCGUGAGCUGGGGAGGCCUUGAAUUUGAGAAAGACCCUGCCACUCAGCAGCUUCCUCCGGCACCAGCUCCCGCCCCACCCAGGCUUCCUGGUCUCCUGAGCAAGUUGGGCCCGGUGUGCUCAUCCCACAGGCAGCUGAUGAAGGCUGCCGGCUUGUACGAUGAGUCUCGCACCAAGCAGGUGGAGGAUCAGAUCAACUAUGACCACUUGCGGAAGCUGGAGCGCAUGUUCCGCGAGGCGGACAUCGAUGGUGGAGGAGGUCUGGACAUGGAAGAAUUCCGCAGCGCCAUGAAGAAGAUCAUGGGAGACGUUUCCGAUGAAGACAUUGACGUGAUUUUCAUGAAGGUGGACACCAACUGUGAUGGCGCCGUGGACUGGGAGGAGUAUCUGAAUUACAUGCUGCGUGAAUACAGAGGGAAGGACGACAUGCUGAAAAAUAAGAUGCUUCCCGAGUUCCAGACGACCAUGAAACCGGUUUCCGUGGCUCACUCUGAGGAAAUUGUCAAGAUCCAGUUUUUCCCAAACCAGAACAGGGGGCUUUUGGAGAGGGCGAGGAAAAGCCGAUCGCCGUCUGGGCGAUUCCUGACCGUCAGCAGGGACGGGAUCCUGCAAUACUGGAGCGACACCUUUAAAAGGCUUCGUACUGUUGUGCUGGACCAGAGCAAAAGACGUCACAGUUUGAAACUCUGGGUGAUUGACAUGGUGUGCCUUACCAAUAUCAACUUACUGGCGGUUGCAACGACAGACCAGGAUAUUGAGUUCUUUGACAUUGGUGGCAAUAAAUGCGACCGGAUCUUCACUCUCGUCGACUUGGAAGGAUGUGCCACGGCUAUGGACUACUGGACCGAUGGCCGCAAAGCAAUCUUCUCUGUUGGGGACGUGAAAGGGAACGUCCUGAUCUUCACCUCAUCGGAUGUUGUGAUGAACGGGCUUUUCAAUGUCCGCAGCUACAUAGGUGGCAUGUCUAGAGUCCCCGUCCACAUCCUCCUGAAAAACAAGGCCGAACAAUACAGGAAUUUCCAUGUCCCUGCUUUGCACGGAGACUGGUGCCAACAGAUCAAGUACAUCCCACAGCUCAACCUGGUCGCCUCCUGCACGCCAGCCGAGAAGACUGCCAUGGCCCUCACCUCUCUCCCGCUGCAUAACAUUGGUAAAACCCAAUCAGCGGUGAUCGUUCUGAAGAAAGGCAUCCUUUGCUUUGACUAUUCCUCCGAAAUGAACAUCCUUGUGACGGGAGGGUACGAGCCCCUGGUCCGCAUCUGGAACCCCUAUGUAACCAGCAGCCCCAUCACGCAGAUGAAGGGCCACUCCACGGCUGUCACCCACAUCAUGAUCAACGGGCAGAGGAACACCAUCGUCAGCGUCUCCAAAGACAAAAACAUCCGCGUCUGGGAUCUGCUGGAUCACUUCUGCCUGCAGUCGAUCCACGGCAGGAACGUCCCCCUGGGCAACUACCCCAUCUCGGCCACCUACUACCACCGGCCCUGCAAUUACAUCAUUUGUGCCACUUACACGCUUGGCUUUUUCUACGGCGUGGAAUAUGUCGACUUGGAUGCCAAGACCCAGGACCAGCCGGUGUGCUGUGCACUCUACAACAAGAACUUUAAGCAGGUGGUCAGCGGCUGCUACAGUGGGGUCAUCACCGUUUGGGAUAUCAUGACCGGGCAGAAAGUGAUGGAGUUUUCCACCUCAUCAGGGCAGCCGGUGGAAAUCACAGCAAUGACCUUUGAUACUCCUGAGAGGCGGCUGAUCACAGCCCUGAAAAACGGGACCAUCAAAUUGUGGAACUUCAACAACGGCGCCUGCCUGAUAGAGCUGCCCUUUGACGACAAGGCUGAGAUCGGCUGCGUCUUGUACAUGAACCAGAAGAUUUUCGUAGCUGGGUGGAGCAAGAGAGUGACCUGGUACCUAGACAACAAGGAAGACGAGAAAGUGAUCGAGUGCAAGCACUGGAAGUCGUACCACUCCGAUGACAUCUCGUGCAUGGAUAGAUACGGCAAGAAUCUUUUGGCGACCGCAUCCUGCAACGGAGACAUCGUCCUGUGGAGCGUCCACUCUGGGCAGGCGUUCUGCCGAUUUAACGCAUCCGAGAGCCCCUUGAUCCUUGCUCCCCAAAGGGAGUUCUCUUCGGACCCAGACAUCCCCUUGCUGAACAAGAGCCCCAAGAAGACAGGUUGCAACCAUCGGCAGGCGAUGAAAAAGUGCUUCGCCUGCUCAAGAAAGGCCACCGCCUUCAAAACUGCCAUCCCUCAGCGGCCGGCCAGCGCAAAGACUCAUCAGGUGACAUCUCCUAUCCCGCAGAGGCGCCCGGCUUCAGCCAUGCCUGGAAACCGCAUCAUGCGCCCAGCUACGUCUGUUCCUGGAAGCCACAUUAUGAAGCCCCAGGCAGCCUGGGAACCCGAAGGAAGCGACAAGACUGCCGCUGGUUCUCAUGCUCACGCAGCCCCUGAGACCGGCUCACCGAAGGCCGAGAUCCCUACGUGGCAGGAAGAAGUCAUCGCCAGCCGGGUUGGUGUGGAGAAGAUCCUCUUUCUGAAUGCUCGUGAGCGAGACUCUCACACAGCCAUUUUGCUGACCAGCUGCUCCGACGGGAACAUCUACGCCUGGACGUUCGGUGGCAAAGGAGGGAUGCUGGGCAAAUUCCGAGGAGGCCACGGACAUGCCCAGGACACCGUGGUCUGUUCCAUGAACACGGAUGACAAGAACCUAGUCCUCUUCACUGGGGACUCCUUGGGCUACUUGAAGAUCUGGGAUAUCAUGAAUUACUGCACACCGAGAGGGGAGAUAGACCCUGAGCCAGAGAUUAGCGAUGAGAAUCUUCCGCAGCCGAGCCAGAACGCUUUUCGCGACUUAAUCCCCGAUUACUGCAGAAUUCCUUCGGACUUCAGUUCCUCUGGUAUAACCGAAGAGGAACACGAGGGCUGGUUCACCUCUCUGAUUCCCCCCGUCUGCCUGAGCUCCUGGAGGGGGCACUUGAAGAACGUGGGCAGCAUCAAAUACGUGGAGAGAUUCAGGGCGAUUCUCACUUCCAGCCACGACAGCACAAUCAAGCUCUGGAUGCUCUCGGGGAGACACGUGGGGACGUUUGGGCAGGCAGUGUGGAGGCUGGAAUUGCAGUCCAUGAUGACGGCAGAAGUGCCUGAGGACAUCCGCCGAACAGGCUCCCUGCAGACCCUGAAGGUCCUGAACGAAGGCCGGCAGCCCCACUGGGAGAGCAUCCGCAACAUCGUGCAGACGCUGAGCCAGCAGAGGAGGCAGCAGUCCAUGCUGAUGGAUUUCCUGCACGUCAAGUCGUCCCACGACGCUGCUGGCAAGAUGCAGGAAAUGAUGCAUAAAGAGACGCGAAUCAUCCAGAUCACAGACGAGCAAAUUGAGGCCUCUUAUCAGCAGUGGGAAGAGUUUGGGAAGCUGAAGAGCGAUAUCCUGGGCAGCGCCUUCAAGCAGAAGUUUCCGCGUCCCGUCUUGAAGCAGCUCCCGGAAAUGAAGGCCUACGUAGCCCACAAGGACCAGCCUCGUAUCUACCGCUGCAUCCAGUACACAGACCUCCAGCCCAUGUUCCAGGCGUACACCCCGGACCUGGUGACCGAGUCCCUGCAGACCCAGGCCGCGAUAGAGCACCGGGCAACCCGGAGAGCCAAGCGCUGGGCAACCCUCAAAGGCGUCGUCAAGCCCACCCUCAAGAGCUUCCUGUUGCGCAAGCGAGUUAUGGAGCCCAAGGAAUGAGCUGCCAGUUGCGGCAAGCACUCCGAGGCACGAGGCAGCGACUUUCUCGUCCCAAGGGCCGCUGUUGGCUUGGGGGGGCCGGGAGUGAUUCGAGGCCCUCUCCCGUCUUCGGCUCACCCCGAUUUCCAGAUCCUCCUAGAAGCUGGCAUUGGAUGUGUCCGACCCUUUGAAAUAAACAAAUUGUUGGAAA
Messenger RNA from Podarcis raffonei (Aeolian wall lizard), 5905 nucleotides. RefSeq names its product EF-hand calcium binding domain 8 (gene EFCAB8). Gene Ontology annotation, molecular function: calcium ion binding; protein binding. The transcript has 28 exons. Bases 1906 to 5715 code for a protein of 1269 amino acids. The record is from RefSeq and is a predicted model, not a curated record. NCBI's taxonomy places the organism in Eukaryota, Metazoa, Chordata, Lepidosauria, Squamata, Lacertidae.